AUGAGAAACACGCCAUACCAUGCAAUGGCAAAAUGGCUAGCAGACAAGCUGAAACCCAUGCAGAGUCAAAUAGCGCCUCACAGCCUCCGAGACACCUUUGAAUUCGUGGACGGCGUGAAGGACCUCGACCUGAUUGGGCUGAUGAUGUUCUCACUGGAUGUCUCGUCUCUGUUCCCGAAGGUGCCGGUCAAAGAAACAGUAGACAACAUCUGUGAAUUCAGUACCUUGAAUCAGCAGGACAUACUUUUGCUGGUACCUGCACUGAAAGAACUACCGCUACAAUGUACCUUGAAUGUGUUGUAA
Dibothriocephalus latus is the source of this 303-nucleotide messenger RNA. The record is from the annotation of a GenBank genome assembly. Lineage: Eukaryota; Metazoa; Platyhelminthes; Cestoda; Diphyllobothriidea; Diphyllobothriidae.